This is a messenger RNA of Loxodonta africana (African savanna elephant), 674 nucleotides long. RefSeq names its product defensin beta 114 (gene DEFB114). The record is from RefSeq and is a predicted model, not a curated record. Gene Ontology annotation, biological process: innate immune response. The transcript is spliced from 2 exons. The coding region runs from base 1 to 291 and encodes 96 amino acids. Gene Ontology annotation, cellular component: extracellular region. NCBI's taxonomy places the organism in Eukaryota, Metazoa, Chordata, Mammalia, Proboscidea, Elephantidae.
AUGCCCUGCCAGCUUCUUCAGCAUGCCGUGACCAUCUUGAGACAAAGCCAGCAGGGAUUCAGAGUGAGAAACCAUGUAGACAUACCUAGAGUGAGGCAAGUGAUAAGUAAUUUUAGUCACUCUGCUUUCACAGUAGCCACAUGUUCCUUUGUGGAUCCUGAUCGUUGCAUAAAAUAUAAUGGCCGCUGUAAGAGAAACUGUGCUACAGAUGAAAAGCAAGUCGAUGUAUGUUUCUCGCCAAGUAAGAUCUGCUGCACUGAAAGGCUUUAUGAAGAAGAUGGUCUAUUUUGAAAAGGAAGAUAGACCUCUGAACAAAGAAGUUUUGUGUCCACCAGCACAGGGAAGUAUAUAAAUAUAAUUAGAGCACCUCCGUAAUAAAGAAUUAAAGACAUAAGCCAGUAUUGCUAUCUUCCUUGGUAGGUAUUAAUUAUAUAUACACUGGUUUAUAAGGUAGGAGCCCUCUUAUUUUCUCUAAACUACAGGCAUAUCUGAUGCUGAUUUCUUUUCCCAGGGGUCCCUUGUUUGCUUCAAUCUAGGUCCAAUUUUAGUCUGUUUGGGGGUCACCUAAACUUACUCAAUUGAACACUUUCCAAUAUAAACUUGAACUCAUUAGAACUCAUUAGAAAUUUGUUUUAGGAAAAUCAAUAUUCAUGGGCUUAUCAAUGAUCUAAAUA